This is a messenger RNA of Polistes canadensis, 5550 nucleotides long. It is a transcript of the gene Camta, whose product is annotated as calmodulin-binding transcription activator 2. Bases 714 to 4565 code for a protein of 1283 amino acids. The record is from RefSeq and is a predicted model, not a curated record. Gene Ontology annotation, cellular component: nucleus. The transcript is spliced from 16 exons. NCBI's taxonomy places the organism in Eukaryota, Metazoa, Arthropoda, Insecta, Hymenoptera, Vespidae. Gene Ontology annotation, biological process: regulation of transcription by RNA polymerase II. Gene Ontology annotation, molecular function: protein binding; double-stranded DNA binding; transcription coregulator activity.
UUAUUAAAACAAAAUUGCCGUUUGAAUUUCUCAUCUACUUAUUGACCGAUCUUUGUCCGAUUAGCGAGUUGAAUAUGUGAUAUGGCGAGAGAUGGCGUUAGGGAGAAAGAAAGAGAGAGAGAGAGUGAGAAAGAAAACAUGGAUGUAUAGUUGAGUGCGCAUGCGUGUCGUGUCCAUACCCGUGGCUCGUACCUGUCAUGGAUUCCUAAGAGCCGUUUGUGCGAGCGCAGGCACGCGCGAUCGAACAAUUUUCGUCGUGAAAAUCGGUUGUACAAUAUUUUCCAACUUGUUAAUAGAAAAGUCCGUAAGAUUAAACUGGAAGAAAACGAGAUUAAAAAUAAACGGUGAUGAGGUUAUACAUGUACAAGAUAAAGCGACGGUUGUUCGAUUUUCCAAGUGCCGCGCACGGUCAGAUUGUCUAUUCGAAAUGAACAACUACUACUUCGGCAUGGAACACGAGCUUUUUCCUGUCAACCUGGAGAAAAAUAAAGAGGAGCAGGUGGCAAAGAUUGGAGAGAGGAUUCUUUAAGAAACAGAGCUGGGUCUACUGAAGGAGCUUUUCCGUCUGGAAAUAUCUGAACCAACCUACGACAAAAAGGAAGAAAAGUGGUUAGAAAAAAAGGAGGAGGUGUGGAAGAAAAGGUGGAGAAGAGCUUCAAAUAAAAAGAAAACAACCAAUUCAGAAAACUAAGAUAAUAGUUAAAAGUCCAAAGAUGAGGCAAGUCGUGGUCCUAGAGCCGGCAGGCAGCGUUCUGGUGAUCAGGCAGACUUCUUUGAGUAAUAGUGGUGGUGGUGGUGGUGUCACAGGAGCUAGCAACGUCAAUUUAUCAGCGAAUAAUAACGGGCAUGAUGGUCAUACUCUUGCCAAUCACGUAUCAGUAUCAUCGAAUGCCUCUAAUGACCACAAUCAGAACCGUAUUGUUGUUGUGCGUUCCUCGUCCACUUGCAUGACAACUACGGUCGACGAGAACACGUCUAACAACGGAAACGGUAAUAUCAAUGUGAAUGCCAACAUCAAUGGCAACUCUAUUGGUAGUAUCAAUUGCAAAACAUCGGCAACUGUCGGCCUCGGUGGUGUGUCCAAGUCGGUUGAAAGAAACGAUCACAAGAAUCAGGAAGGAAUCGUCGUUGGUGGUGGUACUACUGCUUCUGCUGGUGCCGUAGGAGAAUCGAACUCUGGAUGUCGUAUAAGAACGAGCAAGGAUGCCGUUCACGAGAGCGUAACCAUAGAGAGGAAGUUCGAUGGCGCGGAUCCCAUCUCCGAUGGGGAUCCCAUAAAGCUUCCGGAGAAUUUAGAGACUUUGCCGCGGGCCGAGCAUUUUCCCACGCAAAGACACCGAUGGAAUACCAACGAGGAAAUUGCCGCCAUCCUGAUAAGCUUUCAAAGGCACACCGAGUGGCAAAGUCGGGAAGUUAAAGUUAGACCUCGAAGUGGCUCGAUGUUGCUUUACUCGAGAAAAAAGGUUCGCUAUCGGCGAGAUGGUUACUGUUGGAAAAAACGAAAGGAUGGUAAAACCACGCGGGAGGAUCACAUGAAACUUAAGGUCCAAGGCGUCGAAUGUAUCUACGGUUGUUAUGUGCAUUCGGCGAUCCUACCAACGUUUCAUAGGAGAUGCUAUUGGCUCCUUCAGAAUCCAGACGUUGUUCUCGUCCAUUACCUGAACGUUCCAUAUCCGGACGGCGAUGCGAAGUUAGCGGCAUUGCCAACGUGUCUUGCAUUGCCACCAGACAAGAAGGAAUGGACGCGGGACGAAUUAGCUUCUCAAUUAAGGCCCAUGUUCCUCGGUGGAGACGAUGAUCCAAAUAAUCCUCAUUUAACACAACACUCCACUCAUCCGGUUGACAUGAUCGUUUCGCAAUUGCUAGAUAGACAGAGGGCAUCGUCUACUUCUUCUAGCAGUAGCGCACAACUUGCACCCAGAAGAUUAACACCAGAUAAUCAGGUUUCAUCAACGACCGGCGGUCAGCAGCCCUCAACAACAGCUUCGCCGGCUCCACGUGUAUAUUCUAGACAUUCCCAUUCGACUCAGAGCCAGCAACCGGCUCCUUUAGUUUUAAGUUUGCAACAAAUUCAAGGUGGAGGUGGUCUUCUGAUACUUAACAGUCAACCAUAUCAUCAUCAACAACAGCAGCAGCAACAACAGCAACAACAACAGCAGCAGCAGCAGCAGCAGCAGCAGCAACAACAACAACAACAACAACAACAACAACAACAACAACAGCAGCAGCAACAACAACAACAACAACAACAGCAGCAUCAGCAAGUGGAAAUGCAACAAGUGACGGAGCAACAAAUCGUUCAGCAAACUAGCGUCGAUAGAGAACAACAAACACAGCAAGAGAUCGAUGCACAGGAUAGCAUGGAUCGAUCAACUGUUCAAUCCUUACCUAUCACCAGUUCAGCUUCCGAGGUCACAGAUUUCGCUAAGAUGUUAGACUUGAGUCAAGAAGAUAUUCAGAGGACGUUAUCCGCAAACAUGGUUCCGCCCUCCCCGUCACCCUCACCCGCAGACGAUAGCAUGAUAAAUCCGAUGGACUUUAUCGAUUCCUCCGACGAUGUUCUUAUCAACUUGGAUGCCUUCGACGUGUUUGGGGAUCUACCGGAAUUACACGAUUUCGAGGCAGAAGAUACGAAACCGGAUAUCAGAGGUGGACCUGAAAACGAUGUUGGAUGUCAGCCUGGGACAACCGUCCAGAUCGCAGAAUACAGUCCUGAGUGGAGUUAUACCGAGGGUGGAGUCAAAGUUUUGGUUGCCGGUCCAUGGACAGGUGGGAACGGCUCGCAGAAUUAUUCGGUGCUUUUUGACGCGGAACCAGUGAAGGCGUGUUUGGUUCAACCUGGUGUAUUGCGUUGCCAAUGUCCUGCCCAUGCUCCAGGUAUCGCGUCUCUUCAGGUAGCAUGCGAUGGAUUUGUCGUAUCGGACAGCGUUGCUUUUGAAUAUCGAAGAGCACCUACAACCGAGCCGAAUCCAGAAAGAGCAUUGUUGGAUCGAUUGGCGGAUGUGGAAUCUCGAUUGCAAGGACCAGGUCCGCCGUCCCCAGCGGCUCACCUGGAAGAACGAUUGGUGGCUUAUUGCCAGGAUGCUGUCGUUCGUCCGUGGAGAGUCGGUGCCGAAGCUCUUCAAUCAGGUGGACCGACCCUGUUACAUUUGGCAGCAGGAUUGGGAUAUUCUAGAUUAGCUUGCGCGUUGCUACAUUGGAGGGCCGAAAAUCCGAGUAACGUAUUGGAUGCUGAAGUGGAUGCUCUUAGACAAGACAGUGCUGGAUUGACACCGCUCGCCUGGGCUUGUGCCGCUGGUCAUGCUGAUACCGCUAGAAUCCUUUAUAGAUGGAAUGCGAUGGCGUUGCGCGUGAGGGAUCGUCAAAACAGAAGCGCAACCGAGCUAGCAGCAGAGAACGGACACACGGCAAUCGCCGAAGAACUGAAUCGGCUCGAAGCCAGAAGGCAAGAUGAGAGGCUUUUCUUGCGACCAGCCAGCCCUAGCCCUAGGAGGCCUUCUCAAGACAGCGGUCUCGAUCUGGCGUUGUGUGGUUCCCCGCUCCUGGACAACAUGGAAUUGUUGCAAGAGGAUGAGUCGUCGUUAGGCCUCGGCGAUCAGGGAAUGGAGAGCGCUCCGACCCCUCAAGAGACCGUAGGGGAAGAAGACGCGAGGGUGCUGACGUUGGCCGAACAAAUAAUAGCCGCGCUACCGGAAAGGAUCAAGAGAGCGGAAGGUGAUUCUCCGUCUUCUUCCUCGUCCCCUCCGCCGCCGCCACCACCGUUGUCGCCGUUAGAAGAUGCUUUGAUGGAGCAAAUGCCUCUCGAUUCUGGCGAAUUGUUCGACUCGUACCGUGAAUGCAGCGGAGGCGCGGCCUCCGUCUCAGAUGCCGACGCCGAGGCGAGUCCAUCGAGUCCUUCCAGCAGUUGCCUGACACCGGACUCGCCCUCGCCACCACCGACAACGGCAGACUUUUGCGAAUUUUUGCAAUUGCAGCUGCAACUAGACGGUGGUAACAAUCCAAACGCUGCCGGUCAAUACUAUCCAAGCUGUAACGAACGGAAAUUUCCUUCUGGAAAUGAUGGAAAUGGGAAUACCGAUGGGAACGAAGCUGACUUGAGUAGGUUGACCUUGUCCGAUCGAGAACAGAGGGAACUUUAUCAUGCCGCGAGAAUGAUCCAGAAGGCCUAUCGGAGUUACAAGGGUCGUCAGAGGCAAGAAGAAGCCGAAAGACACGCAGCCGUUCUCAUACAACAGUAUUAUCGUCGGCAUAAGGAGUGCGCUUAUUACAGGCAAGCUACAAAGGCAGCCCUGGUAAUUCAAAGCAAUUAUCGGAAUUAUCGGUCUCGUCCAGGAUCAACUUGCUCGAGGCAACAGGCAGUACAUCAGCAAGCGGCUCAUCAAGCCGCCCGAAAGAUCCAACAAUUUAUGCGCCAGUCUAAAAUCAAACUGCAGAACGCCAGGGCCGCCGCAAACGGGAACGUGAGGCAGCCAGUGGGCAUUUCACGGGCGGUUGCUGUCCCCCAAAGCUCGCACUCAUCUAGCCCAGGGGCCAGCCUACUAGCCGGCAAGCCAGAGGUCAUUUAAACGAUCGUCAAUCCAACGGCACGAGGAACGCCAAUGCCGACACAAUCGGAAAGUAAUUCUCCAAGAGGAAAAUCAUUUCAAUUUGAUCGGUUCAUUCAUUCGUUCGUUUAUUUAUUUAUUCAUUGAUAAAUCAUUUUAUGCUUAAUCCUUUCAUUACGGUAGUCGACUUCCUGCAGAAAAGUGUGCAAAUUGCACAUCGGUAGUCUUCUAAAGUGGACGAGGCGUUUGCAUUUGCGUUUUUCAACGUUAUUGUGAGCAUUCUCUUGUAUGUACAUUUUUUUAAGUAUUACAUAACAAAUGUCUCGUCUUAUUAUAUGAGAAACAUAAAAAUAAGUACAUUAUAUGCAUAGGACAGAUUUUGUAUCGGUAUUCAGGCACGAAGAAAAAAAAUGGAUCCAACUUGUAUGCGUAUAUUAGAUUAUAAUAAUUCAAUGGAUAAAGAUAAAGACGAUAUAUGGUUAUAAGCACUGUGAACUCAACACGCAAAUCAUCGAAAUGGCAUCACAACAUUUGUUGUUUUCAUUUGCUAAACACAUGCGUGUGGAUUGCUUAUUGCCUGCCUUUACAAAUAUAAAAUGAAGAACACAUAUUCUUGGCUAACUUUCAAUUGCAAUUAAUCUGGGAAUUACUGGAAAAGCAUUGUAUCAUCGAAGUAAAAAAAAAAGUCGGCAACUGUAGUGGGCGCUCGUAACGAAAGGAUUAAAGAUAAUAUAUUUUUUUUCUUUAUGGACUACGAGAGAACAAAAAAGAGCUUUUUGCCCUAUACAGGGUGAAUCAAAUUUCUAUUUUGAAUACUUAUUUUCUACUUCUUACAUUUUCACGUCUAACAUUUUACAUUUGUUUACGAAAACAACAUAGUGCCACCGGACAGUAUAGUUUUCAUUAUAUUUUUGACUAAUCUUAUAUGUGAUUUGAUUUCAAUUUUUAGGCAUAAACUUGUCUUCCUUAAUGUUAUAUCUAUUGAGAUUAAAUUUAGUUUAUUUUU